AUGGCUCUUCACUUCCCCAGGCCCCCCAGGCUGCCGAAGCCUCCCCCGCCAAGCGAUAAAGCGCCCCUAGCGGGCGGCGGAAAAUCGGGGUCCGCUGGCUCUAGCAGCAGCAGCAGUAAUCAUGAGAGUCAGAAACAGCAGCAGACCGCUACGACUCCGGGGGGGUUUUUGCCACAACCUGCAGCAGGGAAGUCGGGACGAGGGACUGUUGCGAGCGAGGGCGUGACGGGCGUCUCGGACCUGGAUGCGAUAGAAGGGAAGGAUUCGGCGGGGCACGCGAAUGACACAAGGACGGACCUUAACGGGAGCAAGGCCGUUGUGGCGAAGGGCGACAUGGAGCUGGCUGAGAUGAGCGAGAUGAUGUCGCUCGUGCUGGAGAGGUUGAGCGAGACCGAAAGAGAGCUGAAGAGGAUUCAGAAGGAGGGAUCCCUGGCCAAAACCAACAGGUCGGAGGUCAGGGACCGCAAGUUCAUAAUCGACACUCGCGCCAAGAUGCUCGGGGCAGCGUUCGCCGGCAGCGUUGCAGGGAUGAUUGUCGGUUGGUCUGUGUUGCCAAACCUGUGGCUGGUGGGAGGUGUGACGGGAGCGCUGGCAUUCGCGGCGUUAUCUCGAUCUUCCACGGGAACUGUGGGGACCAUUUGCUCCACCUGCGGGAUACAGGUGGCGUUGAUGUACAAAGAUGUACGAGACUGGUGGGAGCAGACGGUUUUCCUGUACAAAACCGGCAAGCUGUCCUACACCUACUGGCGGGGUUUCGAGAGGUAUGAUCAGGCGUGGGGGCUGUCCGCCAAGUACACCGAAACCGUCGCCAAGGUGUCGAAGGAAGCUUUGGAGCUGGACCGACAGUACAAGAUUAGACAGAAAACUCUCAGGGCCGGCAAACGCCUCACCAGGAUCUCGCGGCAGGUGGGAUCGUCCGCGAAGAGAGAGGUCACCACGCUCGCUGGCAGCGCCUCCGACUGGGGCGGCAACAAGCUUCGAAAGUGGGGGCUGAUGGGAGACGACCUAGACCCACGUCGAAAGAGAACCAAGCUCACGGAGAUCCUCAAGCUCAAGAAGAGCAAGGUGGGCGGCGCGAAACGGCCGCUGGGGGUCUCCGUUGUGCUGGACGGGAUGUUCGGGGAGAGGAGCCGGUCCAUGUACUCGGCGCCGCCUGCCGGGGGUACUAGGAUCAAGACCCACAAGGCGGACCCCAUAAUACCGGCUCGCAUCCGGCACAUGUUCAUGACCAAGAAACAGAUCCGGGACGAAAGGCUGCAGAAAUACCGCGUGGGAUUCAUGGGGAUGCGCGUUCCGCGAUCGUUCGACAAAGAUGAUUAACGCUAACUCUCACAGCUUUUUUUAACACGAAGAAAGGAGGCGGACGUACGUAGGCCUCGGGCAAAAGGGGUUCCGUCGUGUGUGUUUGUGAGAGAGAGAGGGGACCCCGACCAGAGCAGCCAAAAACGAGAAAGUGUGGGUCUAGCUGGUUGGUAUGCAAUGUAACGUACCGAGGCCUGGUUAGCUUGGGGGUAUCGCUCCUCUG
Messenger RNA from Ectocarpus siliculosus, 1525 nucleotides. The record is from the annotation of a GenBank genome assembly. NCBI's taxonomy places the organism in Eukaryota, Phaeophyceae, Ectocarpales, Ectocarpaceae.